This is a messenger RNA of Daldinia decipiens, 1836 nucleotides long. RefSeq names its product NAD(P)-binding protein. Gene Ontology annotation, molecular function: oxidoreductase activity. NCBI's taxonomy places the organism in Eukaryota, Fungi, Ascomycota, Sordariomycetes, Xylariales, Hypoxylaceae. The record is from RefSeq and is a predicted model, not a curated record. The transcript is spliced from 4 exons. Gene Ontology annotation, cellular component: cytosol. Bases 239 to 1180 code for a protein of 313 amino acids.
CGAAGCUUAGGUACCACCUGACAUAAACGACGGUGUUAGCUCAACCGAGGGGUUCCGAUACGGAAGCUGCAACGGCGGGGCAGUAGGGACUAGCUAUGGUGGGGUUGAGCACAUCAUCGCUGCUAUUCGGCAUCUUACCGCACUUACACCGUGGUAUUCUCUUAUAGCUAACCUAGUCUAUUUCAUAAACCUCGCACCUUUUUCUAUUCCCCUUAAAGUUUCUACUUGAGACUACCUUAUGCCCAUCCUGCGAACAGGUCUCUCCACGCUUCGGCACCUAGGACGCUUCACACUCUCGUCUUCUCCAAGAGCAACUCUCUUACAACCCCUCCAUAACCACCACAUAAGCCUCGUCAAGAGAAGCGCCAUGUCCUCAGCUGUAGCAAAGCGCCUUGAGGGCAAGACCAUCGUGAUUACCGGUGCGUCGUCGGGCAUUGGGCGUAGUACUGCGCUCGAGUUUGCGCGGACCUCGCCCAAGGACCUAAAGCUUGUCGUCACGGCGCGUCGCAUCGAGAACUUGCGUCAGCUCGCAGACGAUAUCGCAAAGGAGGUCGGCUCCGGCGUCCGCGUCUUACCCGUCAAGCUCGACGUAAGCAACGCCGAUGAGGUCCGCGGCUUUGUCGCCGGCCUGCCUGAGGAGUUCCGGGAUAUCGACGUGUUGGUGAACAAUGCCGGCCUUGUUAAAGGCGUAGCACGCGCUCCUGAGAUUGCCGAGGAGGACAUUAACGUUAUGUUUGCGACCAACGUCACAGGCCUGAUCAACCUGACCCAAGCUGCACUGCCCAUCUUCCUUAAGCGGCCCGACGGUGGCCACGGCGACAUUAUCAAUGUUGGCAGCAUCGCCGGCCGCGAGCCGUACCCGGGCGGCGGCAUUUACUGCGCGACCAAGGCUGCUGUCCGCAGCUUCACUGAUUCCUUGCGCAAGGAGCUUGUCGCUUCGCGUGUCCGUGUCAUUGAGGUCGAUCCCGGCCAAGUCGAGACCGAAUUCUCCCUUGUUCGAUUCUACGGCGACAAGAGCAAAGCUGAUGCUGUCUAUGCUGGAGGCGAGCCACUAACACCUGAUGAUAUUGCCGAAGUUAUCGUAUUUGCUGCUGGCAGGAGGGAAAAUGUCAUAGUAGCGGACACCCUCAUCUUCCCUAACCAUCAAGCCAGUCCCUUUGUAAUUCACAAGAAAUCAUAGAAAUUUAGAUAACAUGAGACUUAUAUUUCAUCUACCAAAAUUUACGGGAAGAGAAGAGGCAGUACCAGGGGCAAACACGCCAUAAUAAUAUAUUUGAAUCCAAAUCGUAUGCCUUAUCUUAGGGUCUAAAAAACAAGAACUCUACGGGAUAGACUGCAUCCAUAGCUCGAUUGGGCAACUAUGGGCUUAACCACGUUCAAUAUGCAUCUAUUGCUGAGAAAAGUCAGCGGGGACUAUGCACGAUGUUUUAAACUACGAGAUAGCUUGCGCGUAAAUGAGUUCAGACAACCGGUUUACUCAUUCACUUGAAUCGGCCUUCGAAAUCUAUGCCUCAAGACGAAACACAGAAGUCGAAAGCACUGAAGCAAUCAUAACAUCCGACAAACCCUAGCAGAAAGCCGGGUUGCCAAUGGACAACUCCACAACCAAUCCUCGCAUAUCCAGAAGGAUAGGCUAUGGUGCGGGAGGGAAGCUCGACUCGAUGUGAGAUAGUUGAAUGGAUAAACAGUUUUCAUCAUGACAGAACGCGCCACGUAAGGAAGUCCAUCGUAACUUACAUUUAAUAAUACACUGGAUGCAGGCUGGUUAUAUCGAAGGUCAGGUCUAGGAUACGGCUUUACUAUAAACUGCUUCUCUGUUAGCUUGUGCUAUUUCCA